CUGGAUUUAUACCUGGAGAGGCUCGCGGAGGAUUUUCCCGCCGGUUCGGUUCCGUUUAUUGGAUCUUAGCGGGGCUGUUGUGGAUUACUGUGACUGAGCGUUCGGACUGGACUCUGACUCGGGUGUCUGUGAGGGGAUGUGGACACAGGAAGGUUUAUAAACUAAACAAAAGGACUAAAUCAGGUCUGGAUCAUUUGGAGUUUGGACUUCUUCUUUCUUCUGGAUUUGGAGAUUUCCAGCUCACUGAUUGGCUCUCAUGUGAGGCUGCUUGUGAUUGGUCAGUCCUGGAGUAAAGGACAUCUGAGGGGGUCCACCCCCGCCUCCGGACUUCCUGUUUACUUCUCUGAUCACAGUAAGGACUUCCAGUAGGUGUACCACCUUCACCUGACCUCCUGGAGGCUUCACCUGCCCGUCACAGCUCAUUUUCACUCUCCGACGCCCACCAUGACCUGCUGACAUCACCAAAUCCCGCCCCCUCCACCCGUCUCAGACUCUCCUAAAAAAUGGCUCCAAGCGAUUGGCUGUCGCCGUGGCGGCCGCCGCUGCUCCUGCUCAUCCUCACUUUAUGUUUCACGUCGGAGGCCGCAUCGACCACGCCGUUCCCCAAAGACCUGGAGCCAAUCAGUGUGGUCACCUCGGAGCAGUCGUAUAAGUUUCCAGGAUUUCAAGGCCUGCUGCAGGACAAUGACACCCUCCGCCUGGGUCUGGACUUCCAGAGACUUCUACGCAUCAACCACAUGCUGUACAUCGCUGCCAGGGAUCACGUGUUUGCAGUCAACCUGACGACAGCUUCAGAUAAAUUUGUUCCACAGCUGAAGCUGACGUGGAAGUCCAAAGACGUCAGCAAGUGCACAGUCAGAGGGAAGAACAGCGACGAGUGCUACAACUAUGUGAAAGUUCUGGUGCCUCGAAACGACGAGACGCUGUUCGCCUGUGGGACCAACGCUUUCAACCCCACCUGCAGAAACUACAAGAUGACAAACUUGGAGCAGGUCGGGGAGGAGCUGGUGGGUCAGGCUCGCUGUCCCUUUGAGUCCGGUCAGUCCAACGUUGGGCUGUUUGCUGGAGGAGAUUUCUACUCAGCCACCAUGACGGACUUCCUGGCCAGUGACGCCGUCAUCUACAGAAGUCUGGGAGACGGCCGACCCGUCCUCAGGACGGUCAAGUACGACUCCAAGUGGCUCAGAGAGCCUCACUUCCUGCACGCCAUCGACUACGGGAACUACGUUUACUUUUUCCUCAGUGAGAUCGCCGUUGAGUACACCGCCUUAGGCAAGGUGGUGUUUUCUCGAGUCGCUCGGGUUUGUAAGAACGAUAACGGAGGAUCGCCCAGAGUUCUGGAGAGAUAUUGGACAUCUUUCCUCAAGGCUCGUCUUAACUGUUCCGUUCCCGGAGACUCAUUCUUCUACUUCGACGUUCUCCAGUCUCUCACCAACGUGCUACAGAUCAACCAGAGACCGGCUGUAGUUGGAGUCUUUACCACACAGGCCAACAGCAUCCCUGGCUCUGCCGUCUGUGCUUUCUACAUGGACGACAUCGAGAAAGUCUUCAACGGGAAGUUCAAGGAGCAGCGGACCAGUGACACGUCCUGGACCCCUGUACCUGACGAACAAGUCCCAAGACCGAGACCAGGUACGUGUGCAGGCGAUGGCUCGGCUGCUGACUACAAGUCCUCAGUCCAGUUUCCUGAUGAGACGCUGACAUUCAUAAAGUCGUAUCCUCUGAUGGACGAAGCUGUUCCUUCUGUCAACGACCGGCCUGUCUUCACUAGGACCUCCAGCAGAUCCAAGCUGACUCAGAUCGUGGUUGAUGUCUCAGCCGGCCCAAACAAAGACCGGACCGUGAUGUUCCUUGGCUCAGACGAUGGCAGAGUCCUGAAGGUUUUGGCGAGCACACAUCCCAACGACAGCUUCGGGUCCAAACUGCUGGAGGACAUUGACGUCUACAACCCAUCAAAAUGUAACGUUCAGGGUCAGGAGGACAGGAGCGUUCUGGGGCUGGAGCUUGAUAAAGACCAUCACGCUUUGUUUGUCGCCUUUUCGAGCUGCGUGAUCAGAGUCCCGCUCAGCCGCUGUCCCCAACAUGGAGCUUGUAAAAAAGCCUGCCUGGCCUCUCGUGACCCAUACUGCAUCUGGCUCCGGAGCGGGAGCUGUGCCAACAUGGCGCCAGGUUACAAGACCGGGUUUGAACAGGAUAUCGAGGGCGACCACUCGUUUCACCCCGACGGCUGCCACGCUGAUGUUUUGGCGACCACACGGAACCAAGAGUCUGCAGCUGACUCAGCAUACGGUGUCCGUCGUCUCCCAGAUCAGGACCAGCGUCCCGGCGCCAAUGUCCACUACACACUCUUGAUUGCCUGCGUGCUGGUGGCCUUCUUCCUGGGCGCCAUCUUGUCAGGCUUCCUGGUGUCGUGUUACUGCAGCAGAAGUGCAGCUCAGCGGGCAAGGAGGCUGGGGAAAGAUCCUGAGGCAUCACUGCCUCACGCUUUAUCACUGAGAUCACUUGCCAAGCUCAACGGACUACUGGAUGGACAGCCAAAGGAGGACAAAUUGGACAUGUCGACACCAAAGAUGUACAGCUCCUUUAUCCCCAACGGGCGGGCGGAGCCGCACCUCCACACACCAGUCCACCAGGGCUUGCAGCUGGGAGACCCUGACCUCAACCUCUCCCAGUCUCUGUCCCAGGCGGAUGGUGAGCUGUCUGGCUUGCCCACACCCGACUCCACCCCUGAGCUCCCGAUCAAGAACAUGAAAGCCCUUCGACACCACCAGUAUGAGAAGAACCAGAAUUGCAACAACGCCAAGGACAACAUUCCUAAAUCUGGGCCCAGCUGCUCUGGAUCCAGUCUGGGCUUCAUGGCUGUUGUAGGGAACUCUUUGAGCCAGCAGGGCUUCACUUUCUCACAUCAUCAUGGCAGCAAUUUGAGCAAUGGAGCCGCCCACGGAGCUGGAGCAUCCUCAACAUCGCUGCAUCUCCCUGAAGAGAGGAAGAUCUCCAACGACGAGCGGGCAGCAGCGGCGGCGGCGGCAGCAGCGGCGGCGGCAGGAGGGGGAGGAGCAGGCGGAGGAGGCAGCGGUCCACAUCACCAUCACUCCCAGCAGUCGCUCCCUCAGACGGUGGUCGAUGUUUCGGCGUUGGACGAGCUGCUUAAACACAUCCAUGAGGUCAGCGCAUCGGGGACAGGAGGCAUCAAAGUGCUCACCUCCACUUCCUCCUCCUCGCUGUUUCCUGGAGGCUCCACUGGAGGUCAUCAUCACAAUCUUCAUCAUCAUCAUGGUCACCACAGCCAAACUCGAACCCACCACUACAACCACAGCCAUCACCAUAGCAACCAUCACAACAAUAACAGCAGCAGCAGUGGCGGUAGCAGUCACCAUCACCAGCAGCAGAUCCCUGAGACGGAGUCAUCAUCUUACUACAGCACCUCCACCCUCCCACGAGACGGCAUCCCCAAACGCAUCGACCCCGCUCCUCCAAACUCCUCUACUUCCUCUUCCUCCUCUUCCUCCUCCUCCAACAACCCCACCUCCUCCACCUCCAUCCCGUCCUCCUCCUCCUCCUCCUCCUCCACUCCGCUCCAGCAGCAGGUGAUCCCAGAGCGACCAGGUGGAGGCAGCGUCGCUGUAACUCGCCACCACUCCCAGCGCCACUCUCUCAUCAAGAUGGGAAGCGGAAGCGGGGCUGUGCCGCGUCACCACAGCUUUAACCAGCGGGGGGCGCAGCAUGCACACUUCCUAGCCAGGAUGAACACCAACAGCAGCAGCAACGGCCCUCCAAGCACGAGCGGGGCGGCCAACAUGAACGCCAAUAACAACAGCGCCAACCAGAGGUCGUCUGUGGCCAGCACAUGUCUGACCCGACAACACAGCUACAGUGAAGGGCCGCAUGUGCAGCGGGCGGCCAUUGUCCGGAGAACAGUGUCACUCAAACCCAAAGUACCACCAAAGCCACUGUUUCUCCCAAACACAGCGACGUCGCCGGUGACAGAGGCAGAAAAAUACAAAUACUGAGACUGUGGGAGGUCAAGAUGGCUGCUGCAGUCUGAAGGCGUCCACAGAGCUGCUGAGAAAUGACAAAAUGAGAGCACUGGUGGGAGACAAAAGAGACUUCACAGCUUUUUGUCCUCACUGCUCUUCAUUAUGACCCUUCAGUUGUGGUUUUUUUCUGCAGAGAGUCUGUGAUCGUCGCCUUUCUGAGUCACGACCGCUGCACUGUAGCAGCUGAGCUCAUAGACAGAGCCCUGCGGACAGCCACACUGACAAACACCACCAGGAUCCACAAAUAAACAAGAUCUCUGACUCACUCCUCCAGCCGCUGGUGGCGACUAUCCCCUUACGACACACUGCAGAUCAAAACAGGCUCAGAAAAAUCUGAGGAAUGCUCCAAAAGUGGGGCGAAAGAUGUUAAUGAUGCAAAAGGAGUCCCACAGGCUGGAGGUGGCCUGAAAAAUUCCUGAUUAAUGCAGUUUUCUUCAGCGCUCUUUGAUGUAACGUCCCUGGUUGUUGCACUUUGGCAUGGGGCCCAGGAUUCCUUUGCAAGAUUCAAAAACGCAGGGACUCGAACUGCUGACAUGAACUAAAUCUAGAACCACUGGGAGUAUCGAAUGUUUCUCCCAAUGAUUUACGCCAACGAUGGCUUUUCCUUCCACAGGAGGGACUACAUCAUAUCAAACACCUAAAGGAUAAUUCCCAUCCUUUGGAAGUCUGUUUCUGAUUUAAGAAAACCAAAAUUGACAGGAGGUUUAUCUCUCCAAAAGGAGAAAAAAAACAUGUUUUUUGUUAUCAAGUCAGACACUUCAGGAUGAAACGGAGAGUUCUUUGUGAGCUUACACAUCAGCAUCUUUCAAGUCAAGUGAGGGGAAAAAGACAGCUCUGCUUCGUGGUUGGAAAUCUAAAUGAUAAUCCAUCAGACGCAGAGAUCCAGAUGAGAGCAGCCGUCAGCGUCAGAGCUGUCUCUCUGACAGAUUGGGGAAAGCAGAUGAAUGUUCUCUUUUUAUACCAUAUUGGUAUCUGAAAACAGACAAAGCAUUAAUGGAGAGGAGACUGAGGAUGUAGGUGUUACAGUGAGGAUUUCUGAUAAAUAGUUCCCUUUGAAUAGAUUCUGUGCUAGAGCCACUCUUCACUUCAGACAUGUGUGCAUUAAAAUUACUUUUCUGUCUCUUAAAAGUCAAUAAUCGGCUUAAAAUGAAUCAAUUUUACCCCUACCUUCACUUUGAUUUAUCAUUAAAGAGCUUUAACUGACAGAGAUCCAUUUGGACAGCAUUUGCAGGAUUUUAAAUUAUUUUAAAGGACGUCAAAGAUCAAAUGAAACUGGAUUUAAAUGACAGAUUUCUGAUCAUUUCAGGGCAUUGCUUUAGAAAUUUGAGAGAACUGUUUAUCAGAAAUAUUUCUCAUCACCUACUAGGCUCUGUAAGACUUUCUGUACUUGACAAGUUUCUGCCAAAACAGAAGAAACGGCUCACACUAAUUUGGAUGAUUACUUCAGGCCUGUGCUUGCUGCUCAAUACUCCCUGCAGAGUCACAAGGAUGACUCAACACUUAUGUAUUAAUACAAGUGUUCUCCUGCUGUCUUCACUUCACAUUUGACCAAAAUGAUUUUUUGGGCAAAAAUCUUUGCAGUAUUUGCAAAGGACAUUUACUGCAAAGAAAAGGACCCCCUCCCAAUGGAUCCUUAGAGAGGUGAAGCUAAGUCUGGCAAAUGCUGGUGUAAUGCAUGCUGUCCAUCCCAUCAUAUUUGAGAUUUGUGUUCUUCUGAUGGGUUUGAGCUUGUUGAAAGUUAUUUAGUUUAAAACCGAUGAAAUGAAAAGGGCUCAUUAGGGAUUGAGCAGCUGCACGAUUCUAUGAAAACAAGCAGGCUGAAAGAAGCUAAGAGUUUAGAAGGAGUAAGAACAUAUGAUCGGUUUAAUAUUCUGCUACUUUGGAUGAAAGCUGGCUCCACAUUCAGUCAAUCUUUUGGAGUUUCAUCUACACACAUUCUCAUUUCUGUGGCUGUUUCUUCUGUCCUGGCACUCAGAAACUGGCAACAAGAGAAACCAAACAACUGCAAAGCUCAAAGGUUACCAGAUUAACAACAAGCAACAAUUCAAGGCAGUGGAGAUGAGCAACGCUGCCAGCAACAGCAAUAAAUGUCUGCAGCUGGGUCCAGAAUGAAAUGACGAGCUGCAUUAAACUGAAGGGAGGGAUGGAGAAAAUGUGAAACAGCUGACAGAGCUGCCUGCACGUGUUGGAAAAGUUUGAAUGUGAUGGAUUUAAUUUGUAACUUAUUAUGUUAAACUCACUGUUGUCUCUAAACUGUUGCAGAGGAUAAAGAACCGUACUGUUUUUUCUGCACGUGUUCAGCCCCUCAAUUGCAAACAGAACCUUUAAAUUACCAACGACCAUUUUCCAAAAUAAAUAAUGUUGCAUCGAUUCAGGGUGUUUUUCCUGGUGGUUAGAAGUUGUGGUGUUAUAUUUAUCAGAUCAGAUUUAUAAAUGGUAUCACAUUUGAAGCAAAAAUGUAACAACUGAUCAACUGAAAGCUGAUCUGACAUACAGAUUCAUCUGCAUCAGAGCUACAUGAAAAACAAACAUGGUUGAAUUGUAAGAUAAGGAAAAUACUAAGGUGAACAAGGCUGAUUUUUUUUUUCAAGAGGUUAAAUUUCACAAAUAAGCUUUUCUGCAGACCUACAGAUGAGUUAAAGUCUGAUUUAUACUUCUGUGUCAAAGCAAUAAUGCACCAUACACUGUAGGCUUUUACGUCAGGCACGCAUUUCCUUAUCCAUGUCUCUCAAUGGCUGAAUGAGUGCAAAACCUUUUCGCCGUCCUCUACCACAUCUGAAUCAGCAGCCACGCUUUCCAUCACCUCCAGUCUCUCUUUUAUGCUUUGCAAUAACUGCAGUAUAACCAACUACCGAUCAAUAUUUAACAGCUCCAACUCUAAUUCCAAUACAACAACUUCUUCUUUUAUUUGUUAUGGUUUCCUGUAUACAAAAAAGCAGAGAGCUUGACUUGACCAAACGUGGCAGUAAACAUAAUGUAGCAUAGAAACAGCAUCACCAACUAGUGGUUUGGUUGUCCAUUUAUAGCUUUCAUGUGACAACAAAUGCACAUUGAACUACCUUCUUGUGGUCAAGAAUCAUCUCCUAUUGCUGUACACUGUGGAAAACCUUUAUUUUGGAUGCUCAAAUUAUUUUGCUUUGCACACAGAAACAAAAUUAUUUCACAAAAACAAGAACUACCAGGAUUUAAAUUAUAAACUCUGUUAAAACUGACCUUUUUGAUGCACCGUAGCACAAACCACUGCUGUGCAAUCAUGUGCUUUAACUUUAUUAUGUUUAAUUUUGAACAUUUUUUAAAAGUGGGACCAGAGGGUGUGUUCCAGUUAUCAGGGUAUCACACUUCUCAGCCUCCCAGGGAAAGUUUAAUUACAUCCAGCCGAUUGUUGAACUUUGGAUACAAGAGAAACAGUACAGAUUCAUCCUGUCUGUGGGACAGUGGCCCAUCUCUUUACCCUUGCAGAACUUCUUGAAGGAGCAUAGGGGUUUGCUCAACCAGUCUAGCUUUGUUUUGUGGACUUGGAGAAGGCAAACAAUUGUAUCCCUCAGGGGGUCAUGUGGGGGGUACUGCGGGAAUAUGGGGUCCCUGGGUCACUGUGGGGAGCCAUCAAAGUGAGAGUUGUGACCACAUUCUCAGCACAAAGUUGGACAUGUUCCUCCUCCAAGGCUGCCCCAUGUCUCCAAUUCUGUUUGUGAUUUUUAUGGAGGAGGGGGAAGAGGGAUUCCAGUUUGGGGACCUCAGAAUUCCAUCUCUGCUUUUUGCAGAUGAUGUGGUUCUGUUUGCUCCUUUAGCUGAGGACAUCCAGCAGGAGCUGGGACAGUUGCAUUUAAGUGCUAAAUGGUUGGGAUGAGAGUCAGCACCUCCAAGUACGAGGUCAUGGUUCUCUGCUGGAAAAAGGUGGAUUUCUCUCUCAAGGUGGGGAGUGAGUCUCUGCCUCAGGUGAAGGAGUUCAAGUGUCUUGGGGUUUGAGCUGUCUUUGGAGAAAACUUCAUGGAAAAAAAAAAACAAACAAAAGAAAUCAGUUUAGACUUGAGAAAAUGCAGGCUUCUGUGCAGCAAAGAGGAAGCACAACUGACUAUUAACAUCAAGGAGCUAUAAUGGAGACCCUGCUAUUUUUAUUUUUUUAUUUUUUUUGUGAAAUAAUGUUGUUUCUGUGUGCAAAGUAAAAAAACGUAAGCAUCCAAAACAAAACUAGGAUGGUUGGAAAAGCUGUGUUAAAAAUCCAUAGUUCUGGUGAACAACACUAUGAAAUAAUUUUUAAAAAUUACAUUUUCAUAGGAAGGCUAAUAAUUUUGUCCUCAUCUGUAGUUCUCUCAAAUAUAUUUGGCACAGAAGUCUAACCCAGUCUUUACAGUGAUUCCAGCUGCUUGUUUGAGCAAUUUACAAAAGAAUUUUAAAAACUUUUGGAGAAGUUUUGUCAUUAGGACUCCAGAAUUCAUGUCAAAAGCGUCUAAAGUUUGAAAAUACUGCACUUACUCAAAGAUUUUUUAAAAUUAAAAUACACCCGAGACAACUGAUCUCUUUGUUUCCUUUCAGGAAAUUAAGAUUUCUGAACUUUAGAAACAGAAAAUGGAUCUAAGAGAUAAAAAUUACCAAACAUCAGCUAGUGGAUCAGGCUCAGAUUAAGCAAUAACUCAGCGGUGGUGAUGCUGCAGCAGAGUGUCAGAGAGGUUUCUCCAUCUGCUGACAACGACGUGAGCACGCUCUGCACCAAAUGAUGCAACUCUGAGUCCGCCGGCA
Cheilinus undulatus (humphead wrasse) is the source of this 8774-nucleotide messenger RNA. Its product is annotated as semaphorin-6D-like. The record is from RefSeq and is a predicted model, not a curated record. Gene Ontology annotation, molecular function: semaphorin receptor binding; voltage-gated potassium channel activity; chemorepellent activity. Gene Ontology annotation, biological process: semaphorin-plexin signaling pathway; positive regulation of cell migration; negative chemotaxis. The coding region runs from base 504 to 4010 and encodes 1168 amino acids. NCBI's taxonomy places the organism in Eukaryota, Metazoa, Chordata, Actinopteri, Labriformes, Labridae. The transcript is spliced from 23 exons. Gene Ontology annotation, cellular component: membrane.